GAAGAAGCAUGGAAUAGUAGAUAUAAAGAAAAAGAGCAAGAAGAAGAAGAAAGAAGAAAGAAGAAGAAGAAGCCGACGAAACCCUCUGUGACUUCCGUUUCUAUUCUCUCUCUCUCUCUCUCUCUCUCUCUCUGAACCCAUCUGAUCUUUUGGACCUGUCUCUGUAAUUUUUCUCUCAGAUCUUUCGAAGAAAAGAAAAUUUUUUAGAAAAAUUUUGAAAAAGGGGUUGCGUGGGGUGAUUUCAAAUUGGAAUCUAGGGUUUCAAUUUUCGUUGAAAAAUCUUUACGAAUCUCAAAUAAAGAGUUUAGGUGGAGUUGGGGGUUGGGUUUGUGUUGGAUUGGGGAAUUUGAGAACCGAAGCGUGUGUGUGCGCUUUUGGAUGAGAGGAGAGUUGAGACGAAGUGUGUUCGUGAGAAGGGACUGUCGGUUCGUAAUUCGUAGCAGGUUUCGCUGGGGCAAAUGCGGCUAGAUUUCUUGUAAAGCUAUCGGAAUUUCGGAUUUUGAUCUGUUUUUUCUUUUUACAACUGUUUGAACUGUGUGAAGAAAGAAUAACAGGAUGCAUCCUGAGCACCCAAAAAAGGACCUCAAACAGAUGGAUUUUUUCACUGAAUAUGGGGAUGCCAAUCGAUAUAAGAUUCUGGAAGUUAUAGGGAAGGGAAGUUAUGGGGUUGUUUGUGCAGCUAUUGAUACGCAUACUGGAGAGAAAGUUGCCAUAAAGAAAAUACACGAUGUGUUUGAGCACAUCUCGGAUGCUAUUCGCAUCCUGCGUGAAAUUAAGUUGCUUAGGCUUUUACGGCACCCUGAUAUUGUUGAAAUUAAGCGCAUCAUGUUGCCGCCUUCAAAGAGGGAGUUCAAAGAUAUUUAUGUUGUAUUUGAGCUCAUGGAGUCUGAUCUGCACCAAGUUAUCAAGGCUAACGAUGACUUAACCCGUGAGCAUCAUCAGUUUUUUCUGUAUCAGAUGCUACGUGCAUUGAAAUAUAUGCAUACAGCAAAUGUGUAUCAUCGAGAUCUGAAGCCAAAGAACAUAUUGGCAAAUGCAAAUUGCAAGCUCAAAGUUUGUGACUUUGGACUAGCAAGAGUUGCAUUUAGUGAUACCCCCACCACAAUAUUUUGGACAGACUAUGUAGCUACAAGAUGGUAUAGGGCUCCAGAAUUAUGUGGUUCAUUUUUUUCCAAGUAUACUCCUGCGAUAGAUAUAUGGAGUAUUGGAUGCAUCUUUGCUGAGGUGUUGACUGGGAAACCAUUGUUUCCUGGUAAGAGUGUUGUUCAUCAAUUAGAUCUGAUCACUGAUCUUUUGGGGACACCUUCAUCAGAAACCAUAUCAGGAGUACGGAAUGAGAAAGCAAGGAGAUACUUGACAGAGAUGCGAAAAAAGCCUUCUGUGCCAUUUGUACAUAAAUUUUCAAAUGCUGAUCCUUUAGCCCUUAGGCUAUUGCAAAGGCUUUUAGCCUUUGAUCCAAAGGAUCGACCAACUGCUGAAGAGGCACUGGCUGAUCCAUACUUCAAGGGCUUGGCCAAAGUUGAGAGAGAACCUUCUUGCCAGCCUAUCUCUAAGCUUGAGUUUGAAUUUGAGAGGAGAAGAGUCAUAAAGGAUGAUAUUAGAGAACUAAUUUAUCGCGAGAUACUAGAAUACCAUCCUCAGCUGCUCAAAGAUUACAUGAAUGGAACUGAUGGCACAAAUUUUUUGUAUCCUAGUGCUAUAGGUCAAUUCAAAAUGCAAAUUGCGUAUCUUGAGGAAAAUAGUGGUAAAAGUGGACCAGUUAUUCCUCCAGAGAGGAAGCAUGUUUCCCUCCCUAGGUCUACGGUCCAUUCAAGCACGAUUUCUCCAAAUGCACAGCCAAAUUUGUUUUCAUAUGAAAAUCGGCAAAUGAUAGAACAGGCUUCUAACAAUGAUAGAGUAACAGAUGCAAAUUUGGGAAAUUCAACAAAGGGUUCGCGGCCGCCACCAAGGGUGCCAGGAGCAAAACCAGGGAGAGUGGUUGGACCGGUUCUGCCAUAUGAAAGUGGCAGAAGCAUGAAAGAAACCUAUGAACCAAGGAUCUACAGAAACUCAAUUCUUCCUUCCCAGGCUGUCUCUCCACACUGCUUCUUUAGGACACACACUGCGAAUCAAGAGAAGUCUGUAGUGGAUAUUCAGAGAGAUUCUUCACAAGCCAAACGACAACCUGAAACCCAACUGUUUAACAUGGCAGCUAAACCAGCUUCAGGCAUUGACGUCAACCCCAAUCCGUACUACCAAACGCAAACGAAGGUAGACCAACUAAAUGCAAUUGAUGCAAAACUGCUGCAGGCUCAAACUCAGUUCGGUGCUGUUGGUGCUGCAGCGGUAGCUGUAGCUGCUCAUAGGAAAGCAGGAGCAGUGCAGUAUGGAUUGUCUUAGAGGGUAGGGAUAGGUUUGAAUGGUUUGUCUUGACUGUUUGUCGUACUUGGAUUCAAAGUCAAGUGGGUUGUCGUCUAUGGUGGAUGUGAUGAUCCUUGCUUGGAAUUGGAGGGCUAGGUGGGAUUAAUCGGAUUAUCAUUUUUAGAGGGAGGUUUAAUGUCCUGUAUUCUCUCGUUCAUUCAAAUUAUGCCCUUCUGUAAUUAAUCAUACACCUCAUUGAAUUUAUAAAUAAAUACAAAUAAUGUUUCUUGCCUUAA
Ziziphus jujuba (common jujube) is the source of this 2636-nucleotide messenger RNA. RefSeq names its product mitogen-activated protein kinase 19. Gene Ontology annotation, cellular component: cytoplasm; nucleus. Lineage: Eukaryota; Viridiplantae; Streptophyta; Magnoliopsida; Rosales; Rhamnaceae. Gene Ontology annotation, biological process: protein phosphorylation; intracellular signal transduction. The transcript is spliced from 10 exons. The record is from RefSeq and is a predicted model, not a curated record. Gene Ontology annotation, molecular function: MAP kinase activity; ATP binding. The coding region runs from base 556 to 2379 and encodes 607 amino acids.